Messenger RNA from Ceutorhynchus assimilis (cabbage seed weevil), 9204 nucleotides. Lineage: Eukaryota; Metazoa; Arthropoda; Insecta; Coleoptera; Curculionidae. The record is from the annotation of a GenBank genome assembly.
CUCUUGAUAAAUAAUCUCUAUUUACAAAAUACAUCAUAAGUUUAUCUUUAAACUAUCGGUUUUUUUUUUGUUAGAAUACCUAUUCGUAUUACGUAGAUUUUGUUCCAUUAUGGUCAUUAAUGAAGUGUUUUUAUUUUGGUAAAAAUAAAGAUAGUAAUAAUCAUGAGCUUCAAAAGAGAACUAGAGGACGCCCGGUGCAACCUACACUCCAAUAAAAUUACUGAAAGAAGAAAAGCCAUAGAAAAAUUCACAAAUCUACUCAGAAACCAGCAGGUGUCUCAACAUCUCAGCGAGAGUGAUCCAUUUUCAUGGAACGACUUAUUGACAGAUUCACAAAAUUAUUUUAAAAAGGAAAGUGAAAGGGUGCAGGAGACGAUAACAAAAAAAGGCCCAUUGAAAUGUGAAGAUUCAAAUUUCGUUUCGGCUCUUGAAUUUGUAGAUUUGGUCGUUGAAACUGCAAUUAAAGAAGGAGUGGAUAACAUAGAUCUUUCAUUAUUAAUCAAAUACAUUGAAGGAUGUUUGAGGGAAAAAGUAAUGAGAAGUUGCAAAGAUACGUUUUUAACAAUUAUUAGAAAUCGUAUAUUACUUAAUUCGAAAUGCUUGGGGUAUUUGGAGCCUGACGAUUUUAUUGUAAUAUUUGGCCUCCUGAAAUCUGAACAAGAAAAAUGCCCGAAUAUAGCCAACAACAGAUCAGUGCUAAGCUGUCUUUCAAUUUUAAUCAAACAAGGACCUUUGGCUGCAUUUCCUACACGUUUUCUACGCGAACAAUUCAAUUUUGUUUCGAAAUUAGUUCAGUCAGUCGGCCCGAAUAGUCCAAGACCUCAACAAGAAGAUGCCAUGGAAAUUGUCUUGAAUUUUUGUAAACAUACUGCUGAAGAUAAUAGGUUAUCUUGUGUAAAAUUGGGGGAAGAAACUUUUCAUGCUUUGAUGGAACUUUAUUGUGUUAGUGGACAUGAUUCUAUUUUAAAGGUAAACUUCAUUGAAUUUUGCCUUUUUCAAAUUGUGAUCCACCAUCCAUAUGGAGUACCAGAAGGCAAUGCAGGAGCUCUAGCUUUCAACUGGAGUGAAUGGAAAUUGUGUGUAAGAAGAAUGUAUUCGUUAGUGACUAGAGAAAUCUCUCAAUAUUUAAGGCAGAGUGUGAAAAAUACAUUAUUUUUCAUGCCUAAAGGAAAAUCUAAUGUGAUAAUGGUAAUGGAUAAUUUCCUUAUGUUGUUUGUUGAAGUUUGCAAACAGUUAUUAAAUAAUUCAGAAUCUUCAAUAUCGUCAUCAAUAUCAAUGGAUGACGACAUACAACUGAGCACUCAGACUCAGACCUACAAGAAACGCAAAAUUGAGACUACUUUGGAAUCAAUUGUGGUUGAAAUUCAAGAAACCAAGAGUUUUAUUUGGGUGAAACUUGUUGGUGCACUCCUAAAAUGUUACCCAAAUCUAAUAGACGCCAAAUUAUUUUUACGUUUGUUACAAAUCUUACACAGUUUACAACUUGAAGUGAACGACAAUAACACUAUGAACUACAUUUACGAAACUCAAGCAAUUCUUAUUGAUAUCAACGGUUAUUUUGAAAUUACAAAUGAAAUUACUAAUUUAUGGAAAUUGAUUGGAGAUUCGACAUUGAGGGCUGUUGGUCUAAAUCACAACAUCCAAGCCACACAAAACUUAUUAGAAAAACUUAUAAGUCAUAAUCUAGUUAAUAUUGAAUCUGUGAUACAAACAUACACAUCGGGAGUACUGAGCAUCACUGAACAUCACCUGAACACUUUGGUUAUGGUUUUAGAACAAAUUGACAUUUCUGAGCUGGAAAUUAAUAAAAAAGAAAAAUUAUUUAAUAGUCUUUUAAGUCCACAUAAUGUCAAAAACUAUAGAUGUUUUCUUAAACCAAAUUUUGCAAAAAUUUUAGUGACAUUGACCCUUAAACAAUGUCCCAAUUUAAGGAAAUUAAAGCCAGAAACAAGUCAGAAUUACUAUAAUGUGAAUCUCGUGAAGCUAUAUGCUAAACAACAGUUUGAAAUCAUUAAGUUGAAUUGCAUUAAAUCCCCAAUAGUCACAAAAAGGACUUUUAAUGUUGAUUUCAUUGUUGUAAAUAUGCUUGAAGAAAAAUUAACGCAAUUUGCUGAAGUUACUCAAACAGAAACCGUGGACAAAAUAUUAUGUGUUGUUGGUCUUUUAUACAAUAUUCUCAGUUGUUUGAUUGACUAUGAAAUUCAUAUUGAAAAUGGUAGUAAAACUAUUACACUCAUAAGGAAAUUGCUAGAUAGUGAUUCUGUCAUGUCCUUGGAAAGAUAUCAAGUCCAUAAUGACAAAAUGAUGAAGCAACUUUUAAACAUUUCGGAAAUUUUGGAUGAAAUUUUUUCCUUAAACAAUAGUGUCACUAGUGUGGUAAAAGAAAUGUUUACCAUUGAUUUUUUGAGACAAGUGGUGGAUAUUUUGAAUUUUUUUCAAAAUGUUGCAGGCAAAAAAGCAGCCUUAGAACACAAAAUAAAAAUAUCACUAACUGGUGCAUUAUCGAAAUAUUCUUUUGUGUCAAAUAUCCAGGAACCCUCAAAUAGUCAACGACUUAUGUUGCUGUCAUUGGCCAGACCAGAUUAUGACUUUAAUACUGAAAGUGAUUAUGAUUUGGCAAUGGAAUUUUUAAACAGCAUCAAAUUAGCCAGUAAAGAAUAUCUCCCUGAAGAAAUUAUACAGAAAAUUCUGGAUUGUCUUCAGGAACUUAGUACAGUAACAUAUCGUAGCUACAAGAGUGCCCAAAAAAUAAUAUCCUUUUUAAGUGAUAUUUAUCGACAUCUCAUUCAUGUAGAUGAUGAUGAUUGUAAAAGCUUAGCAGUUGCAUUACUUCAACCAUUUUAUUCUCGCUUAUCGUCUUAUGGCCCAACUAUUGCCAUCGAGGUUUUGAAUGCAAUUGAGGCACUUUGUAAGGUGGAUCCUGAAUGUUGCUUUACCAAAUGGGAAAACAGAGAAAUAAUAAAAUUCGUUCCCCAAUUUCUAGCAAGCGAUUUUCAAACAGUUCGUUACAGAGCCAUAGAAGUCUUGGUGGAAUUCUUUAAAAACUCAUCUGGUACUACCAAACUAGCAACCUUGCAUCGGUUGGAGGAAUUAUUUGAAUUGAUUUAUCAAUCAAAUAUUCAAGUUUUUGAAGUACAAGGCUCUUUAACAGAUGAAAGAAGGCAAGAUGAAAUGAUAUCUAGAGCGUCUUCGGCUUUGUACACAUUUUUAUGUAUUAUUGUAAACUGUAACAGUUGGGUGGAAGAAGCACUUUUUGCUCUUAUAAAACUGGAACACAGCAAAAAACUUUAUAAUAUUUCUAAUGGAGAACUUUUAAACAAAGUUUUCUACGCACUAGAACUACAUUUUGGUAACAAAAAAUUCAUGGAAAAAUAUUUAGAAAUCGUUCUUAGCAAAUGGAUCGAGUCGGGCUACAAUAUCAACGACAUCCAAUUCAAUUUGCUGGGUUGUACUGAUAAAAAAGAACUCUAUUUGAAAUAUUUCGACACAUGUCUACCAAUUUUACUGAAAUUAGAUAAAAAUGACCUUUUCGCUGUUGCUAAAGAAAUGAAAAUGUCAGAAAAAGAUGUAUUUGAGCGGUGCUGUCCAAAAAUAUUUGCCAGGUCGCUCAGCACAAAUUCAAAAAAUAUCGACGAUCAAUUUAUCAGAAAAAAUUUAGACGUUUCAUAUUUAUGUCAAAUAUUAGGCCCCACGUUUAAAGAUUACUUAUUAAAAGACAUUGAUCAAAUUAUAUUAAGUUUACUUGGUGGCUUAACAGACCAAAAAAAUAUUGAACAAAUUCUUGGAGUAACCACAUUAUUCACUUCUAAAGGAAUAACUUAUAAUGACUUUAACAAAUGUCUUGAUUAUAUUCAGAAUUUACUAUGCAAUGGUAAUAACCUGAUUAGUUACCUGUCCAAAAAUAAAAAAGACAAAAUCCAAAAAAUUCAGCUCAAUUUACAAUACAAAGUUUACAAUUGUGCCGUAGAGCAACAAUUGAAAUGUUUUCAUCAAUUUACAAUAUUCAAUGAUUUAGUGCUUAAAACAUUACCAAAUGAAUUUUUCCUGAGAGACACUAUUUACUUCUUAGUACAUUUGAUACGUAAUUGCAUUAAAAUUGGCAAAGCUGUUCUAAGUUAUAUGAAAUACUGUUUAAAAAAUAUCUUGCCAGAAAAACACAAAGAAUUUCAACAAUUUGUCACAUUUGUUGUAAAUUCUUUAAAAAAUAUUGCAAUUGAAAAUGAGCAUUUAUUACCACUUUGUAUUGAAAUAUUAGAAUUUAUUAUAAUCGAUAAUUCACAUGCUCUAUUAACAACUAUAGAAAAACUCGACACCUUUCCAUCAAGGCCUGAAUUUAAUGAAAUAAGAAAUAGACACAAUAAUAUAAAAUAUAACAAUAAAAACAUAUCAUUGCAAGACGAAAUAACAUUAUUUUUGGAUAAUAAUGAUAUAGCAACUAGACAAGAUAGCUUGAUACAUUUAAAAUCAAUUUUAUCCAAAGAAAAACUACAACUGAAACUACUAUACGAUAAUUUAAGCAACAUAAGAGGUUUCUCAGAAGAUUGCGAACAAAGCUUACUACACAAACUAACCUCGACGCUAAUUAAAAUGAGCUGCUAUCCCAACGAUAAUAUCAGUCAUGAAGCCAUCAAAUGUCUAGGCGAAUUAGGACCUGCCGAUUUGACUACUAUAGUGCUCAAGCCUGAAAAGCGAGUUCUGGACAUACACUGUAAUUCUUUUGAGCUAUUGACAGGUCACGUUGUGUCGCUUUUGGUCCAGUACAUCAUCGAUCCUGAUAUUGAAGUUGUUCGGACCGCUAGUGAUACGUUGUAUGAAAUUUUGAAGUUCAAGGAAGGCAGGAAGAUUGUAGAUUCUUCAAUUGAUUUUGGAUACGGCUUGAUUCACAAAGAGUUCAUCACACCCUACUUGGAAAACUGUCAGAAACUACCAUCACAAAUAAAAAUCAACCAACUAAUGGACGAUUCUGAAUUAUGGUGUCCAUCACAACCCAUGGACAAUAAUGCUUGGAUUACCACAUUGGUUCUUCAUUUGUUAAAUAUGUUCAAUGAAGGAUGUUAUUUGAAGCAUUUGAUUUUAGUGUGUAAGGUCAAGGCUAAAUUUUGUGAAAAUAUUUUUCCUCUGUUAAUUUAUUUGAUGUUAUCGUUGAAUAACAGCAAAGUAACAGAAAUGAUUUCUGUACGUAUAAAUGGAUUUUUCACAAGUCAUUGUAAUUUGUCUACAGAGCCUGAAAAACUGUUAAUCCCUGUUAAUAAGAAAUCUGUAAAGUGCAUGUUGGAUGUAAUCAAUUUUAUUAGGCAACAACCCAGCAUUUUUAAAAAGUUUGAUGAUUUGAAACUAGAUUAUUUACCUAUCGCCAAAGCUGCUACAUUUUGUUCAGCUCAUUUCUCAACCAUACUUUAUGCAGAAUUAUGGUGUCAACAACAAAAAGACCUUAUCCUGCUAAAUAAGUCAAAAAACGAAGCAAAUGUCGAAGACGAAACUGCUUUUCUUGAUUAUAUUUACUACUUCGUAUCGAAAGAGCUGGGAAUUACUUUACAGCAAAUUUUACAAACUGCCUACAAGUCAAUUGGAGAAUUAGACGCACUUUCAGGCUGUGCUACUAGUACAUCAUUACUUAAUCCCGAACACAGAAUUGAAUUUUAUAAAAAAUUAGGUCCAUGGGAUCGUGUUAUGAAUUAUUAUAGUGCCCUUCCUAAUCCUGAUUUCGAUUUGCUAAUUGAAAGCUUUAGAAUGAACCAGAUGUAUUGGUUACCACUAUUAUGUGAAAAUUUAUGCACAGAGCCACAAUAUGAGUGUUUGUGGCGAUUAGGUCAGUGGCACACAAACAAAAAAGACAACAUCGAUAAGAUAAAUCCGGACAACUAUGAAAAAUAUAAAUUCGCCUGCUUGAAAGCACUAUGCAAUGAAGACAAAUACAUUUUUACUUCUUCAAUUAAUCAAUUUAGUCAAUGUAUAAUUCGCAAUUUAAGACACACUAGUCUCGAGAGUUGUAACAGUUUGUAUCCAAUAUUCUCUCAAUUGCAGUCUUUAAUUGAAAUGGAAGAUUGCAUGCAGGCGAUAGAUACUAACAAUUUUGAUGAAAUGUUACUGAAAUGGAAAAAUCAAGAUUUGAUCAUAAGGAAAAAUGAUUUUCAGUUUGUAGAACCUAUAGCUGCACAAAGAAUGACAAUUUUGAGUGAAUUCACUAAAAAAGAGCCUAGUUUGAAGAAGAAAUAUUUCAAUAUGGUUUUAGAUUUUGCAGAUUAUGCCAAAACCGAAUGUCGCACAAGAGUAGCUGAAACUGCACUCAUUAAUAUCACAAUAAAAAGUUCUAAUUUAGAGGACAGCAUCAAGUAUGAACUGCAAUUACGAGAAGCCGAAUUGCAUUGGUUGAAUAAUGAGCAGGAAACUGCUCAACAGAUUUUGGGAAAAUUGUGCAACACUGACAAUAAUAAGAUAACAAAACGAUUGAAAGCGUUCUGUUUAAAACUCCAAGGAUCCUAUAAAGCAGAAACUUAUUCAGAUAGAGCUUCAAAUUUGAAAUGCUUUGCUGACUCUAUCGAGAUGUACACAGCUAUGAGAAAUGAUAACAAUGUUUGGACCAAUGAGGAUUGUAAAAAUUUGGAAGAUGCUUUCGAUAAAAUGGCUACUUUUGCUGAUAAGGAAUAUCAACAAAUCAUGAGAUACAUGAAAUCCGAUCCCUUUCGCCAAAAAAUUUCCAAUAUCACCGCCUGUGAGCAAAUGGCCAGAGCCAUGAAAGUACUUAGGGCAAAAAGUGACGACGAAAAAAAAGCUCAAGUAAUCCAUGAAAGACAACUUAAACUUGACGAAUUUGAAAUGAAUACUACGUAUCAAGAAAAAGAACAAGUAUUGGGACUUGCAGUUAGAUACUACAUUAAAAACUUGUUGAGUUGCGACACAAACAACAUAAGAAUUUUCCGGAUGACGGCUCUAUUUCUGGAAAAUCGAGACAGCGAAGAUUUGCUUGGGCUUCUUAAAACCGAGGUUCAGCAAAUACCCACCUACAAAUUCAUUCCAAUAUUGCCGCAAUUGAUUCCUCAUAUAUCCACUACUGAUGUGUUCGGACAGCAAAUUGAUCAGAUAAUCGAAAAAUGUGCAAUUGACCAUCCGCAUCACACUCUACCUUUACUUUUGGCUUUAGUAAAAGCGAAUAAAGACAGGGAAUAUUCAAAUUCAAAGGCCAAAGUGAGCGUGAGUGAGAGGAGCGAAACGGCUUUAUCUUUGAUUAAGAGGUUGAUGAAAAAGAGUAAUAUAUUGGCUGGAAUAAUUGGGAAAAUGCUUACUUUAUCAGAUAGUCUAAUUCAAUUGGCAUAUUAUGUGGAUAAUGGUGACUCUUCUGAUAGUGAUAAAAGUGAAUUUACAAUACCAUCCAGAUUGAAAAUACGUCAAAUUAAAGACUAUGGGGAUGUUUUGGUGCCUACAUAUAAUAUACCAGUUAGCAAAUCCAAUACCUAUGAUAAUAUUGUCGGUAUAUACAAAUUUGCACCAAAAUACAAAACAGUAGGUGGCAUAAACGCACCUAAACGCAUCGAAUGCAUCGGUACCAAUGGUAAAACCUAUUCACAAUUAAUCAAAGGCCAGGACGACCUCAGACAAGACGCAGUUAUGCAACAAGUUUUCACUAUUAUGAAUAAUUUGCUCUCAGCCAAUAAGCAAACGAGAAGUUUGCUUAUCAGAACGUACAAAAUUGUACCAUUGUCGAUGCGGAGUGGUAUAUUGGAAUGGGUUGAUAAUAGUAUGCCUAUUGGAGAAUAUUUAAUUGGUGCUAAGGGUACUGACAAUGCUGCCCAUAAGAAGUUCAGACCGAAUGAUAUGACUCCUGGUUGGUGUAAAGCCAAGUACAGAAAUUGUGCAGGAAAACCGUUAGAAGAAAAACUAAAAGUUUACAAUUCAAUAUGCCAAGUUUUUCGUCCAGUUUUCCAUAAAUUUUUCGAGACAAACUUCCGUCAACCCUCAGUGUGGUACGAAAGGAGGAGAGCUUAUAUACACAGUGUGGCCACGACGAGUAUGUGCGGUUACAUUUUAGGCAUCGGGGAUAGACACUUGAGCAAUAUUUUGAUCGACAAACAAACUGCUGAGGUGAUUCAUAUUGAUUUUGGAAUUGCUUUUGAUCAGGGCAAAUGUCUACCAACACCUGAAACAAUCCCAUUUAGAUUAUCCCGUGACAUUGUGGACGGUAUGGGUGUCUCGGGCACUGAAGGACUGUUCAGAAAAUCCUGUGAAAAAACUCUGGAAGUCCUAAGAUCAAAUUCGCAAACAAUUUUAACGAUUCUGGAAGUUUUGCUUUACGAUCCACUGUAUUUUUGGACCGUUUCAGCAGCUGAAGCUAAGAAACGUCAAACUGAUGAUGACAGUACUGAUAGCACCUAUAGUGAAGACUCUGAAGAAGAAAGCAAAAAUAUAUCGGCAGAAAGGGCUCUAUUGAAGCUGAGAGACAAACUGCAAGGUACUGAAGAACAAAAACCUAUUAGUAUUGAGCAACAAGUCCGCGUUUUAAUUCAGCAAGCCAAGGAUCCCCGAAACUUGUGUAGGCUGUAUGUAGGUUGGCAGCCAUAUCUUUAAAAAGACCAAUUUAGACUAGGUUAUUUUUGCCUUACAAAUAUCCACUCUAAUAUUUGUUAGGGCUGCAUUAAAUAGUUUAUUUAAGCUUUCAAUGUGAAUGCUGCUGUCAAUGUGAUAUUUCUCUUUUUUGGGUAUAAUAUGUGGAUUCUCAACAGUGUUUCAAAUGUUUGUUUUCUCCCAAACGAAUCUCAUCUUUCUUUUUCGAUCAUCAAAUCUCAUAUAGGUGGUUGGUAUUACAUAUUUAUUCCAGUCGUCAAUAACAUAUACCUGAAUUAAAAAGACAUCAGCAUCCUCACAUAUAAGAAAAAUAUACAAAGGUGUUUGCCUUCAAUACACCAAUGUUAGUAAAGAUGCAGAAGGAUUUUGCAAAAAUAACCUAAAAUUCGAUUUUUAGUUUGUAAGUUGUUCUUGUUCUUAAUUUGUUACUAUAUUAAACGUUAAAGUUAUUAUUCCGAGAUCUUCAGUUUGAGCAAAAUAGCUUUUGUUUAUCAAUAAUUAUUGAGCUGAAGAAUAUAUUAUAAUAGAAUUUAUUUUUUUACGUUUUCUACUAUACCUGAAGUUGAAGAUGAUUUGGGUACCUACCUAUUAAAUUAAUAUUAAGUUUGAUUGUUUGUAAAAUAUUGUCAAUCAUUUACUCGUAAU